Molecule: messenger RNA, 2042 nt
Organism: Anoplophora glabripennis (Asian longhorned beetle)
Lineage: Eukaryota; Metazoa; Arthropoda; Insecta; Coleoptera; Cerambycidae
Exons: 13
Coding region: 166-1974 (602 amino acids)
Cellular component (GO): membrane
Molecular function (GO): phosphatidylinositol bisphosphate binding
Source: RefSeq, a predicted model, not a curated record
UUAAUGCAAUAAUUAAAAGUUUAACCAAAGAGGGGCCAAGUAUUAUAUGUGUUUUCCUCAAAAACGCAACGGUUAGUGUUGUGGACUUGGAGCAACGAAUAUAUUUUGUUUAAAGGUGUAUUUUGCUGAUAGGCGCAGUUUUGAUUUGGAAUUCAAACGUUCAAUAUGACGACCAAGGAGUUGUUGCCAAACGACAGAAGAGGAGUUAGAGCAGCUUUUGGAAAAUCCGACAAAGACGUCGACGGCGAUAUCGAGAUCAUUAGGAAUUGGGUCAAAAGUCAACCUCAUCUACCUGAGAUGCCAAGUGGUAAUAUGAUCGAGUUUUUUCUUGCUAUAAACAAGUUCAGCAUCGAGAGAACCAAACAGAAGCUGGACAUGUACUACACUAUUAGGCCUCUCAUCCCUGAAAUUUAUGAUCAUUGCAAUCUUCGCAUACCUCAAAUGCAAGGCGAUAAUGCUGGAGUUUUCGUCGCCCUCCCGAAGCAAACUAAAGAUCUGUACAGGGUGUACAUACUAAAAAUAAGAGGCGAGGAUUUCGAUAUUUAUCAGUUCUUGGCCCAUAUAUACAACUUAAUGGAAAUCGCAUUUCAAUACGACAUUGCGCAAGGCCUACUCUUCGUCGUCGACCACACGGACUUGACUAUGAGCCACGUGAUGAAAAUGACACCGUCAGCCGUAAAGAGGCUAACUAUCGUUUUGGAAAGAGUGUAUUCCAACCGUCUGAAAGGCAUACACGCAAUCAACUACCCUCCCUUUAUAGACAUUCUGCUGGCUAUCUGCAAAACCGCUUUCAAGCCUAAGCUUUUCGCUAGGAUUCAUCUCCACAAUAGUCUCGAGGAACUAUAUGAACACGUACCCAGGGAAAUUUUACCCGUAGACUAUGGUGGUGAAGAGCUUUCGGUGCAAGAACUGAACGAAUUGUGGAAAAAAUGUUUAAGAGAGAACUCCGAGAGAUUCGACAAACUGGCAAAAAUGAAAGUUAACGAAGAACUUCGACCAGCUCCCUUGGACAACGACGACAUAUUAGGAUAUCACGGGAAUUUCAAAAAAUUGGAUGUUGAAAACAUGAUACCAAAAGAUCUUCUGGUGACCAAUAGGAAGGCAGUUAUAGCAACAUUUGGUAAAACAGAGAGAGAUGUUACCACGGACAUAGGUAUAAUCAAAAAUUGGUUCAGAUCACAACAACAUCUACCCGAAAGUCCAAGUGACGCAGUGAUCGAAAUGUUUUUGGUAACGAACAAGUUCAGCAUCGAAAGAACGAAGCAGAAAUUGGACAUGUAUUACACUAUUAGAACCCUUAUUCCAGAGAUCUACUCAAACAUCAACCCUCGUUUACCUCGCAUGCAACAAGUGUAUGAAAUGGGUUAUUGCAUUCCUCUUCCAAAGCUAACUGAAGGGCUGUGCAGGGUGAAUGUCAUGAAGCUGAUGUCGACGGUAGAAAAGUUUGAUACGUACAUAUUCUUCUCGCAUCAGAUAAACGUCCUCGAGGUUAGGACUCAGGAGGAUUUGGCACUUGGGGAUGUUGUCAUAGCAGAUCUGGAGCACCUCAAAAUGGGGCACUUGGCAAAGGUGUCGCCCAUGCAUCUGAAGAAGGCCACCACUAUUCUUGAGAAAGUUUUCUCUAACCGCAUAAAACGAAUUCACAUAAUCAACUACCCCGGCUAUAUCGAUGUGCUGAUUAACAUAUGCAAGGCUGUUAUGAAACCGAAAAUUUUCGACAGGAUCAAACUACAUUCCACAUAUGAAGGACUCUACGACUAUAUUCCACGAAAGUUGUUGCCCGAAGACUAUGGAGGAGAACAACUAUCUUUAGAGGAAUUAAAUGAAUUGUGGAAGGCAAAGUUGGUACAAUAUUCCGAAAGAUUCGACAAAUUGGACAAAAUGAGAGUCAACGAAAACCUGCGCCCAGCGCCAUUGCAAAACCAUGAGGUGUUGGGAUAUCACGGAAAUUUUAAACAGUUGGAUGUAGACUGAGUUAUUUUCAAGAACGUAAUAUACAAAAAUACAACACCAAUUCAUUAAAUAAAUGUACACAAUUGAAA